Molecule: messenger RNA, 2398 nt
Organism: Coffea arabica (coffee)
Lineage: Eukaryota; Viridiplantae; Streptophyta; Magnoliopsida; Gentianales; Rubiaceae
Source: RefSeq, a predicted model, not a curated record
AUCCACCUCACUCGCUGUCUCACACACACACACACACACACACACACACACACUAAACUUACCUCUCAUCCUUCCUUUGACUCUCUUCUUCUUCUUCUUCUUCUUCUUCCCCGGCAGCCCGGGGCCCCCUGAAUACCCCCUUAAAUAAAUCCCCUAAUAAAUUCUUUAAUUCAAAAAGAACGAAAAAAAAGAGCAAAAAUCCUCCGAUCACCGAGAAUUCGAUUGAAUUAUGGCGACGGAGAUGGCUCAGAUGGAUCCAGAAGGAAUCGACGGAGUUCGGAUGACGUGGAACGUCUGGCCACGGACCAAAGUCGAAUUGAGCAAGUGCGUGAUCCCACUCGCCGCCUCGAUCUCUCCGAUCCGAUCUCAUCCCGACGUCCUCACCCUCCCAUACCCGCCGCUCAAGUGUAAAACCUGCACCGCCGUCCUCAACCCAUUUUGCCGCGUCGAUUUCCAAGGUCUAGUUUGGAUCUGCCCGUUUUGUUUCUCGCGGAAUCAUUUUCCCCAGCAUUACAACGCAAUUUCGGAGACGAAUAUGCCCGCCGAGCUCUACCCCCAAUUCACCACCAUUCAGUAUACCCUCCCCACCCUGCAGCCGAUUCAUCACCAUCAAAACCCUAAUCAAAACCCUAACUUUUUCGAGCCGAAUUCGGCUGUUUAUUUGUUCGUUUUGGAUACUUGUGUCCUCGAGGAGGAAUUGGAGUUUGCGAAAUCGGCAUUGAAAAGGGCUAUUGGGAUGUUGCCUGAUAAUGCUUUGGUUGGGUUUAUAUCGUUUGGGACGCAGGUGCAGGUUCACGAGCUGGGGUUUUCGGAAUUGUCAAAGGUGUAUGUUUUUAGAGGGUCUAAGGAUUUGACGAAAGAUCAGGUUUUGGAGCAGUUGGGACUUGGUGUUAUUGGGGCAGCACGACGCCCAAUGCCUGGAAUUCAGAGAGUUGGAGGUAGCCCUGUAGGAAUGCCGAAUCCCGGUUUUUCUAGAUUCCUGUUGCCUGCUUCUGAGUGCGAAUAUACGCUCAAUUCGCUAUUGGAUGAGUUGGGGACGGAUCGAUGGCUGGUGCCACCUGGGAGCAGGUCGUUACGGUGUACAGGAGUUGCAUUGAGUGUUGCAGCUGGUUUGCUUGGAGUUUGCGCAGCUGGUCAAAGCGCAAGAAUUGUUGCUUUAGUUGGUGGACCAUGUACUGAAGGGCCAGGAGUGAUUGUUUCCAAGGAUCUAUCAGAUCCAGUUCGUUCACAUAAGGAUUUAGACAAGGAUGCUGCACCAUUUUUCAAAAAAGCUGUUCAUUUCUAUGAAGAGCUAGCUAAGCAGCUUGUCAGUGAGGGUCAUGUCUUGGAUGUUUUUGCAUCUGCUCUUGAUCAGGUUGGGGUUGCUGAGAUGAAGGUUGCCAUUGAAAAAACUGGUGGACUUGUUGUUUUAGCUGAAAGUUUUGGUCAUUCAGUAUUUAAAGACUCUUUCAAACGACUUUUUGAAGGUGGAGAACAGUCUCUUGGUCUUUCCUAUAAUGGCACACUCGAGAUAAACUGUUCAAAGGACAUCAAAAUCCAAGGUGUCAUUGGACCUUGCACAUCUUUGGAGAAGAAAGGGCCUUCUGUUGCCAGUACGGUUGUUGGAGAAGGGAACACUACAUCUUGGAAGUUGUGUGGCCUUGAUAGGAAUACUUGCUUGACUGUUUUCUUUGAUAUAUCGUCAAGUGAAAAAUCAGAUCCAUCAGGAUCAAAUCCUCAAUUAUUCCUACAGUUCCUUACAAGCUACCGGAGCCCUGAAGGCCAAUCGCUGUUGAGAGUUACAACUGUUACCAAAAGAUGGGCGGAUAGUGCUCUUGGCACAGAGGAGUUGGUCCAAGGGUUUGACCAAGAAACUGCUGCUGUCAUAGUGGCCAGAUUUGCAUCUUAUAAAAUGGAGAAUGAGGAUGGUUUUGAUGCCACACGGUGGUUGGAUCGGAAUCUGAUUCGUCUUUGUGCCAAAUUCGGUGACUACCGGAAGGAUGACCCGUCCUCAUUUACAUUAAAUCCCUCUUUUUCAUUGUUUCCUCAAUUCAUGUUUAAUCUGCGGCGUUCACAAUUUGUGCAGGUAUUUAAUAACAGUCCAGAUGAGACAGCAUGCUUCCGCAUGUUGCUCAACCGGGAGAGCAUAAGCAACUCCGUUGUUAUGAUUCAACCAUCACUGAUGGCAUAUUCUUUCCAUUCAUUGCCCACACCUGCUUUGUUGGAUGUGGCAUCAAUUGCAGCUGAUCGUAUUCUGUUGUUAGAUACAUACUUCAGUGUUGUAAUUUUCCAUGGGAUGACGAUAGCUCAGUGGAGAAACAUGGGCUACCAGAAUCAACCAGAACACCAGGUUUGUGCGCGUUUUGUUCUUUGCUUCUUCCACUGGUCAGAAUUUCUAUUUUGAAUAUGGGGUGUGUUU